CAUUCAUCCUGUGAUUCUGUGAUCAAUUUGCGACCGGACUGAAGACAUUGAGUGAAAGGGUUGAUCAUGACUCACAGAUCUCGGAAUGGUGGACCACCCAAAACACAUAGAAAGAAAAACCAAAAUGGACCUAAACGUAAACUUCAUCAUCCUCCUUCUCAACCUACCUCUCAACCCGACCUCUCCGACUCUCCAUCUGACAAUUCCGAAUUCCCUCCACUUCCAAUCAAACAAUUCGACAGUCCGACAGAAUCAGACUUGCUCGUUGUGGUACAUCGAGCACUGAGGCAAACUCUGGACAACCCAACAUUUUCAACUAGCGUGCAAACUGUCAAAGCGCUGUUAUACAACAGAAAAUGGCUAGAGGUAUUCACCAAUCCUGUCUUGCUGGAAGUAUAUGUGGGAAGAUGGGUACCUAGUAGAGGGGUUUGUUAUAGGGAGUUGAUGAUACGUCUUGGAGCUAUUAGAGGGCUGUUCAGACCCAGUUUGCCUUCAAGACAUGACGAGGAGGAGGAGAUUGAUGACCGUCUGAUGAAGUCGAGAUCUCAGAAGGAGGGAAUGGACAAUGAGGGUCAAAAGGAGGAAAAUGAGGUAUUCAGAUUGCAAAAGGGGAUCAAAGAUGGGAGUGGGGGUAAUAAAGAGGAGAUCAUUGAUAUUAUUUCGUUAGGCGGAG
Molecule: messenger RNA, 673 nt
Organism: Tremella mesenterica DSM 1558
Lineage: Eukaryota; Fungi; Basidiomycota; Tremellomycetes; Tremellales; Tremellaceae
Exons: 1
Source: RefSeq, a predicted model, not a curated record